AAACACUUCCAAACAUAUGACGAGGUAAACAGAUACACGUUGGCUGCAGAGAUGUGACUGCUUAAAUGCAGUUGCUACGAAAUAUGUCACUCGGAUAAUGCAGAUGGAAACGGACGAAUACGAGUUCCACUACGUUAAAAAGGAGAGUGCAGAGGAGGAGGGCCGCGGCGGAAGACGGGGUCGGCGCAGUUCGGGCAGCUCCGUUGGCACUUCGGCGUCAGGCGGAGGAGGGCGCAGCAGCAGCGGCGGCAGUGGCAGUGGAAGCAAGCGGUGUGAUAUGCGAGCCAAGCUAGAGCGCAGCCGACAGAGUGCGCGCGAGUGCCGGGCACGCAAGAAGCUGCGCUACCAGUACCUUGAGGAAUUGGUGGCCGAUCGAGAGAAGGCCGUGCUGGUGCUGCGCCACGAGCUCGACAUGUACCGACAGUACUUCAAGGAGAUGGACCAGGGCAACAUUCCUGAGGCUGUGCUCGAAAUCCUAGAGAAGGAGCAAGAAGAGCGCGAGCAGCAAAUCCCUCAACAAGAGUGAUGCAGCAAAGCCUUGUGG
Molecule: messenger RNA, 544 nt
Organism: Rhipicephalus sanguineus (brown dog tick)
Lineage: Eukaryota; Metazoa; Arthropoda; Arachnida; Ixodida; Ixodidae
Product: cAMP-responsive element-binding protein-like 2
Exons: 3
Coding region: 98-526 (142 amino acids)
Biological process (GO): regulation of DNA-templated transcription
Cellular component (GO): nucleus
Molecular function (GO): DNA-binding transcription factor activity
Source: RefSeq, a predicted model, not a curated record